AUGAAUAUACGGUUAGCGACGGUGGGAAAUUUGUUAGGCAUGCAGGCCUGUAACUUGCAAAAUUUACCGGAGAACUACCAGUUACGAUAUUAUUUAUAUCAUUCUCUCACUUGGCCUCAGCUGUCAUAUGUUGCAGAAGAUCACAAGGGGCGCAUAGUGGGUUAUAUCCUUGCCAAGAUGGACGAGGAACCUAGUGACAAGUCCCAUGGUCAUGUUACAUCUAUUUCGGUUCUGCGUGGAUAUCGGCGGCUAGGACUAGCCAAGAAGCUCAUGCUCUUGUCGCAGGAAGCCAUGGCUAGUAUAUACAAAGCCGAAUACGUCUCUUUACAUGUCCGUAAGUCGAACCGAGCGGCCCUUGGUCUCUACCGUGAUUCCUUGGGCUUUGACGUUCACAGCAUUGAGAAAAAAUAUUAUGCCGAUGGGGAGGACGCCUAUGCCAUGCGCUUAAAAUUAUCUACAACUGGUACUUCUGAACAACCUCCAUCGAAAUAAUCACUGGGCAUGUAUCUUGGGGCCCCACUUGAACUUUCCCUGUGAGCUACAUCCGAAUAUAUCAUAUCCGGACAUUUCAAAAUGAACAGGACAGGUUGAAGCGAUAUCAUCGGUCCUACGCAUGAUCCAGCCUCCGGCUGGUUCUGGAUGUGUGAUCUAAGCUGGGCCAUCCGCUGCGUCCGCACAGUUAGAAUUCGAUCCCUUUUGUUUCGUGUGCUUAAGUUGU
This is a messenger RNA of Cantharellus anzutake, 718 nucleotides long. Its product is annotated as acyl-CoA N-acyltransferase. Bases 1 to 492 code for a protein of 163 amino acids. NCBI's taxonomy places the organism in Eukaryota, Fungi, Basidiomycota, Agaricomycetes, Cantharellales, Hydnaceae. The transcript is spliced from 6 exons. The record is from RefSeq and is a predicted model, not a curated record. Gene Ontology annotation, cellular component: NatA complex. Gene Ontology annotation, biological process: N-terminal peptidyl-glutamic acid acetylation. Gene Ontology annotation, molecular function: protein N-terminal-serine acetyltransferase activity; protein-N-terminal-glutamate acetyltransferase activity.